This is a messenger RNA of Corapipo altera (White-ruffed manakin), 4205 nucleotides long. It is a transcript of the gene SERTM2, whose product is annotated as serine rich and transmembrane domain containing 2. Lineage: Eukaryota; Metazoa; Chordata; Aves; Passeriformes; Pipridae. The transcript has 2 exons. Gene Ontology annotation, cellular component: intracellular membrane-bounded organelle. The record is from RefSeq and is a predicted model, not a curated record. The coding region runs from base 919 to 1197 and encodes 92 amino acids.
CGAGGGGGGGGACCGGCUGCUUCCACCCAAGCACUGGAGCCCCUGGAGCGAAGGCUCCUCGCCCCUUCUGCUAUUGCCUGCGAAGGAGGGACAUCAGCAGUGAUGCUGCUCUGUGACAUCCCAGCAUAGGGAGUAAGAGCCAUCGCUGCCAGCAAGCCAUGUGAACGCAAGAGCAGAGGAGAAGAAGUGCACUAUCCCGACUCCAGCUAUAAAACAGCUAAUCUUUGCUGCACAAUUCCCACUAGCUGGAAUGGGGGAUGUUCCUAGAUAAAUCACCAGCAAGCUCCUGGUCUGAAUCAUGGACUCCCGUGCCUUGUCCCAACACCACUGCCUGCUCUGAAAGAAAGCUGAAUUUUUGAUUGUUUGUAAUGAGGAACUCAAAACUCCAUGCUCUUUAAGCAAAGAUCAUUAGCCCAGGAUUAGAAGACAUCCCUCAGCAAUCUGGCAAAGCAGAAAACAACCCUCCCCAGCUCAAACAAGGAUACCUGCUGUGGUAGAAGGUGGCAGAAAGCUCAUUGUGCAAUUUGUUUGGAAAACAACACCAAAGCUGUGCAAACCUUUGCAGCUCAGUUUGAGAGAAGGACCAGAGCUUUUCACCUGCCAAAGAAGCUGACCUACCAAAAGAAGGACCAAAAUAUUUUUAGCACAAAAUAAAAGCCAGGGGGGAGUGUAGAACACGAUGCUUGUUAUCAUUGUGACAGCAACUUGCAAAAUGAUUUGCAAAGUCCUGUCCCGUGCAGUGUGAACCAGCAGCCUUGGCACCGAGAGGAUGGAGCACCUCUUGCUGAAGCCAUCGUGACAUCUGUCCUAAGUUGCCUCCCCUGACAUCCUCUGUGAGUCUGGUGAGGGAAGACAGCAAAUUGAAGGUAUGUAGGGAAAAUGGACCAGAGCUGACUAACCCCCAGGCCCCAGAGAGCAAUGACUGAGACCUACUUAAAAUCCCGUGGAAACCUGACUGGCCGUGUCCACCUUCCAACUGUGGCUACCGAAGUAGACACCACAGCAGAUAAAUAUUCCGGCCUCUACGUGUACGUGGGAUUGUUCCUGACACUCCUGGCUGUCCUUCUCAUCCUGCUUUUCUCCAUGCUCCUGCGCAUGAAGCACGUUGUUUCCCCGGUCUCCGUGUCUCCAGAGGGCACUGAGAACACCCAGCAGUUCACAGAUGUGGAAAUGCACAGCAGGAUUCCAACCACAUAGAGACCACAGAGCAAGGAGGAGGGUUCUGUGCUUGUGAAACGUGUUCUGUUCAGCAAAACGUGGUGGAAAGAAUCUGUGGCUGCCUAUUGAGCCCCACAACUUCUUGCACAACCAUCACCAGCAGCACAGAGCAGCUGGGAAGUGUCAUGACUCUCGGGCUGGCUGGCUGUUAACACUACAGCUAACCUGUGUGCAACACCCUCAGUCAAACUUACAUUACAGAAACCUGCUGCUGUCAGGAAAGGCUCAUAUCCCUCUACAAAACUUGCAGAAAUCAUGAAGACCACAAUAAUAACAGCCAAAAACCCAGAGAGACAUAUAGCACAAUGUGUCUUGGAGCCUGUAUUUGCUGACACCUCUCUCUGCCCUUAAAUAUCUACCUUGUGAAAGGAGUUGAAUCAACAAAGUUGAGUUGUGUAAGUGGGAAGAACCCACAGGGCACACACACAAAUUAUCAGUGGCUUGAAUAUUCUCAGGCAUUUCUCCCAUUCAAGAAGGAAAACUUUAAAUUGCUUUUUUUUCCACUGAAAUGGCAAUUACACAGUGGAGUUUUGGAAGUGUACAAAUGUUUCAUCACCUGCUGGAACUACUGCUUUUUGACACUAAAAGCCAUACAUUGAAUAGUUGCAUGCUAGAUAUCAAAAAGAGACAGAACUUUAAAAGAGGAAAGAAAAUAAAGCCAAAAUUUAAGCAAGGUUUAAAGUAAAAAGAAAGCAUCAGCAGGAAAUGAGCAGCAGGAGAGAAAAAAUGUUAAGACACUACCUCUUCCUUUGUUCUUCAUCACAUUAACUGAGCUGAAUACAAACAUGUUUCUGCCUUUCAGCUUCCCCAGUAACACUCAGUAAUUAAAAUGCAAUGUAAUGUUUUGGAGUCAAAUGGACAUCACUCUCCUAACAGACUUAAGUUCAUAAUAACAUGUUGUUUCAGAUCCAUAUUGGGUUUUCUUCCUCAAAAGACAGACCAGUUCUGCCAAAGCUCUUUCAUUUGUUUUCCUCCAAAUAACGCUGAGGAAAUGCUGGGGCCUGGCACUGCAAUCACGAAUAAUGUGAACAACCCUGGACAAAGACUAAGAGGGAGUAUGCAAAUGGAAAGUAAACUCACUGAGCACUAAAAAAUAGGAUUGCAUUCAAAUAUCCUGGUGGAAUUUCCUGGAGGAAAGAAAUGUUUACUUGCAUUUAUGAAGCAACAAUCUGACCCAGUCUUCUUACCUAUGAAUGAUGUUGAGAGAGGUAGGCUUUGCUUCUGUAUAUGGGAAAGAUGGAAUCAGAUAUAGGAUAUUUGAUGGUAUAUGAGAUAUCCCAGUGGUCCUGGGAGCACCACUUCUUCUUACAGAAAAAACUCGAGUGAGAUUGUUUCAGCUACAUCUCUAAAGGGCAGAAAUUUUACACAGCUUAUCCUCUUUAUUACAAUCUAAUUCUAGUUCAGCAAUAAACCCCCCUGGAUGCUUUCCACAUGUGUAUACACUUCUCUGCUAAUUCUUGUCUCUCCAAGGGCUUGGAAAGUGUAAACACCUGACACAAAACCAGUGUAAAAUUAAGGAAGACACUGACUGUCACAUGGACUUGUGACAGUAACACAAAUCUGUUUCUCAAAUGCUUUGUGUACAACAGGUUCUUUGUUCACCUUUAGAGGUCUGUACAUGGGGAGCUGUUUGGACUGGGAAUAUGGCUUUUACAGCUGACUGUGUGUGGGGGAGCAGAAUGACAAGUAACAUCCAUACUGGACACACUUGGUCCUUGGGCAGGACUAGUGUUAUUUCUCACUGAUGUAUAUAGUAUGAAACUAUUUAAAAUUUACUUCCUUAUAUUGAUUAAGUCCCUUUACACUCCAUUAAUCCCCACAUAAAUUGGUUUAAUCUGUGAAUCGUAGAAUCAGUGAAUGGUUUGGGUUAGAAGGGACCUUAAAGCUCAUCUUGUUCCUGCCCUGAGCAGGGACACCUUCCACUAGCCCAGGUUGCUCUGAGCCCCAUCCAACCUGGCCUUGAACAGUGAACUAGAACAGUUCUGUGUAAGGGAAUUCAACAAACAACACCCUCACAGCAGUAUCUCCCCAUGCCAUGCCUGACUGUGUUUCCCUGCAGAAAUGGCAGGAGACAGGCUGCCCUCCACUUUCCUGCCAUGGGGACAAUACUGGGCAGGAUGGUGCCUUCACACACCAUCUAAAGACUGGCUCCUCUCAGAACUGCACAAGAGCCAAAGUUUUUUGUGAUGAUCUGGAUAUUAAUCUAAUGAAGACAGAGGGAUACCAAGUUAGUCAGUGACAUUUAAAUUUAACAAAAACCUAUGCAGAUCAAGUUGGCUUGGUAUGUGUCAUUCAUUGAGCCAUCAUAAGGCAGCCUAGCCCAGCCUCAGCAUCUGACUUGCUCUCUAAAACUUUUCCAUUUUCUUGAUAUGCCAUUCAAAAGCUACAACUUACCUAGACCAUAAAUGUUCUAAUAUACUAAAUCAGCAACUAAACCACAUUAGCCUUCCAGCACAACUAUCUGUGGAAAAACCUUGUAUCCAAGAGGCUGCAGAACAGACAGCUUUAAUUGACAGACUUUUAUUGACAUAAAAUCUCAGAUCUCCUAAUGAAAAAUGACAUUAUCAGAAUCUGAGCCAGAACCCAAACUCUGAUUGCUCUGAUCUCAGCCAAAAUGCCCCCCAAGAUAGGUGUCAAGACUGAGCUUCUUUCCUUCAUACUAAAGAAUGUUACUUCAGAAAAGUCUUACAUUUUAAAACUUAUUCAGUAAAUAUAUUGUAAAUAAAUGAGCAAUCACUUUAUAUAUCAUUACAUUAUACCAGAUACCAUCUUUGGGCAGACUGUGUAUUGCUCUAGGAUACUGUUAUGGAAGGUACCGUAUCUUCUAAUAAAAAAAUGACAAGUUUUCCUUUCUAUAGCUUCAUUUCACACAAAGUAUCUGUCCCACUUAACACUUUACACACCAAGGGGCACUUAAGAGUCCCUCAUUUGUCUGUACAAUGCCAGGAAAUUUCAAAACCUUUCCUACUGAGAAACAGAAGAAUGCC